AUGUCACCCCAGCAAAGUUACAGCAACAAUGUUACAUCAGCAAAGUCACAGCAACAAUGUCACCUCAGCAAUGUCACAGCAACAAUGUCACCCCAGCAAAGUUACAGCAACAAUGCCACAGUAGCAAAGUCACAGCAACAAUAUCACCUCAGCAAUGUCACAGCAACAAUGUCACUACAGCAAUGCCAAAACAACAAUGUAGCAGCAGCAAAGGCACAGCAACAACGUCACAGCAGCAAUGUUUCAGCAACAAUGUCACUGCAGCAAUGUCACGGCAACCCAUGUCACAGCAGCAAUGUCACAGCAGCAAUGUCAAAGCAACAAUGUCAAAACAGCAAUGUCAUCUCAGCAAUGUUUCAGCAUCAAUGUCACAGCAACAAUGUCACCUCAGCAAUGUCACAGCAACAAUGUCAUCAGAGCAGUGUUAAAUCAACAAUGUCACAGCAUCAAUGUCACCACAGCAAUGUCACCACAGCAAAGUCAAAACAACAAUGUAACUACAGCAAAGGCACAGCAACAAUGUCACAGCAACAAUGUUUCAGCAACAAAGUCACCUCAGCAAUGUCACAGCAGCAAUGUCAGAGCAACAACAAUGUCACAGCAACAAUGUCACCACAGCAAUGUCAUCUCAGCAAUGUUUCAGCAACGAUAUCACAGCAACAACGUCACCACAGCAAUGUCACGGCAAAAAUGUCACAGCAGCAUUGUCACCACAACAAUGUUUCGGCAGCAAUGUCACUGCAGCAAAGUCAGAGCAACAAUGUCACUGCAGCAAUAUCUCAGCAACAAUGUCAUAGCAACAAUGUCACCACAGCAAUUUCACAGCAACAAUGUCACCUCGGCAAUGACACAGCAGCAAUGUCACAGCAACAACAAUGUGACAGCAACAAUGUCACCACAGCAAUGUCACAGCAGCAAUGUCAGAGCAACAACAAUGUGACAGCAACAAUGUCACCACAGCAAUGUCACCACAGCAAUGUCAAAACAACAAUGUAA
Messenger RNA from Carcharodon carcharias (great white shark), 996 nucleotides. RefSeq names its product involucrin-like. Bases 1 to 996 code for a protein of 331 amino acids. NCBI's taxonomy places the organism in Eukaryota, Metazoa, Chordata, Chondrichthyes, Lamniformes, Lamnidae. The transcript has a single exon. The record is from RefSeq and is a predicted model, not a curated record.